Oryza sativa Japonica Group (Japanese rice) is the source of this 2631-nucleotide messenger RNA. RefSeq names its product probable disease resistance protein At1g61300. The record is from RefSeq and is a predicted model, not a curated record. Gene Ontology annotation, molecular function: protein binding; ADP binding. NCBI's taxonomy places the organism in Eukaryota, Viridiplantae, Streptophyta, Magnoliopsida, Poales, Poaceae.
AUGGAAGAAGCGAGACAAGCCAUUGAUGAAGCAGAUGAAAUAAAAGCCGAGUAUGACAGUAGGACACUAUGUUUUCAUAGGCUGCCUCCAAACUUCAAUGUUACAAGGAGCUACGGAAUCAGCAGUAGAGCCACAAAGAAACUGGUAAAGUUGAAGGUAGUGUACAAUAAUGGUGAUAAUUUUAAUGAAGAUGAGUUUCCUGAUAAACCUCCAGCCAAUGUCGAGCGCAGGCACAUCGGAACCUCAGUCGUCGGAAUGGAAUGUUACCUUGACAAAGCCCUGGGCUACCUGAGAAAGAGAGACAUCCCAGUACUUGGGAUAUGGGGAAUGGGUGGAGUUGGGAAGACGACGCUGCUAAAGCUCAUCAACAAUGAAUUCCUUGGUGCUGUUGAUGGCCUGCAUUUCGAUCUUGUCAUCUGUAUUACAGCAUCAAGGGACUGCAAGCCAGAGAAUCUUCAGAUAAACUUACUUGAGAAACUUGGGCUGGAGCUGAGGAUGGACACCGGGAGAGAAUCCCGUCGUGCAGCUAUCUUCGACUAUCUCUGGAACAAGAACUUCUUGCUUCUCCUGGAUGACCUUUGGGGGAAAAUUAGCCUUGAAGAUAUUGGAGUUCCACCACCAGGUCGUGACAAGAUCCAUAAAGUAGUCCUAGCAACCCGUUCGGAGCAAGUGUGUGCUGAAAUGGAGGCAAGAACAACAAUAAAAGUGGAAUGCCUACCUCAAGAUGAUGCAUGGAAGCUAUUCCUACACAAUGUCACAGAAGCAACUAUCAACUUGGACAUGAGGAUACAACGUUUAGCAAAGGAGGUUUGUAAUAGGUGCAAAGGACUUCCGCUAGCACUUGUUUCUGUGGGGAAAUCCAUGUCCAUAAGAAGGCAGUGGCAGGAGUGGGAGGCCGCCCUCAGAUCAAUCAACAGGAGCUACCAGCUUUUGGAAAAUUCAAGACGGAACAGCGACAACGCUAUUCUUGCCACCUUGAAGCUUACCUAUGACAACCUGAGUAGUGAUCAACUAAAACAGUGCUUCCUGGCAUGUGUCCUCUGGCCACAAGAUUACUCAAUAUGGAACAUUGACCUAGUGAACUGCUGGAUAGGAUUGGGCCUGAUACCUAUAGGAAAAGCAAUAUGUCAAAGCCACAAUGAUGGGUAUUCCGUGAUUGGGCAGCUCAAAAGUGUGUGCUUACUAGAGGAGGGGGACAUGAGGCAAACCGAGGUUCGGCUUCACGACACGAUCCGCGAGAUGGCACUCUGGAUCACGUCGGAGGAGAACUGGAUUGUGAAAGCAGGCAAUAGUGUGAAGAACGUUACUGAUGUAGAGAGAUGGGCCAGUGCUACAAGGAUCUCACUGAUGUGUAAUUUCAUUAAAUCUCUGCCUUCUGAGCUCCCAAGCUGCCCAAAAUUGUCGGUAUUGGUGCUUCAACAGAACUUCCAUUUCAGUGAGAUACUACCAUCUUUCUUCCAAAGCAUGUCUGCACUCAAGUACUUGGAUCUAAGCUGGACUCAGUUUGAGUAUCUUCCAAGGGAUAUCUGCUCCCUUGUCAACCUGCAGUACCUGAACCUUGCUGACUCACACAUAGCCUCCCUGCCAGAAAAGUUUGGGGACUUGAAACAGCUAAGGAUACUGAACCUCAGUUUCACAAACCAUCUGAGGAACAUACCUUAUGGUGUGAUAUCCAGGCUCUCAAUGCUCAAAGUGUUCUACUUAUACCAGAGUAAGUACGCAGGCUUCGAGAAAGAAUUUGAUGGUAGCUGCGCAAAUGGCAAACAAACUAAAGAGUUCAGCUUAAAGGAACUGGAACGCUUCGAGAAUGGGCUAGCUCUCGGUAUUACUGUUAAGACAAGCCGUGCUCUUAAGAAGCUGUCCAAACUUCAGAACAUUAAUGUACACAAUCUUGGUGUAGAACAACUUGAAGGAGAAUCUUCCGUCAGCUUAAAAUUAAAGAGUAGCAUGUCCGUGGUGAACUUCAAAAUGUGCCUCGACAUUGAAACCUUGUCAAUUGAAUAUGUCGAUGAUAGUUACCCUGAAAAGGCAAUUCCAUAUUUGGAGUACCUCACCUUCUGGCGCCUGCCGAAACUAAGUAAAGUAAGCUUUGGGGAGGAUCUCCUCUAUAUUCGUAUGCUGAACAUCGUUGAGAACAAUGGACUUGUUGACCUAACCUGGAUUGUCAAAUUGCCAUACCUGGAGCACCUUGACUUGUCAUUUUGCAGCAUGCUCAAAUGUAUCAUAGCUGAAACGGAUGAUGGAGAAGAAAGUGAAAUCAUGGCAGACAACACCAGAGUCCACGCCUUCCCUAGGCUCAGAAUACUACAGUUGAACUACUUGCCAAAUCUGGAAAUAUUCAGCAGGCUUAAGCUGGACAGCCCUUGUUUGGAAUACAUGGAUGUGUUUGGGUGUCCAUUGCUUCAGGAGUUUCCUCUCCAAGCAACACAUGAAGGGAUUACUCAUCUAAAGCGGAUACGAGGAGAGGAGCAAUGGUGGAGCAAACUACAGUGGGAUUGCAAUAAAACCUUUGAUCAUUACAAGGGAUUCUUCAAAGUGUUUGACAAGAACCUGGAGACCUUUGAGCCAACAUUGGCAGCAAGUUUAUGUCAUGCUAUUCCCCUUUUUGCUAAGAACUUCGAUAGCAACUAG